AUGGCGGGCGGAAGAAAUGGCGUAAGCAGGCAGAGCAGCGGUCUGUGGCGGUCUUUCAGAAACGGCGAUUUCGAAGAAGAAGACGUCUGGGAAGUUCUCAAAGAGAAAUCGAAAAUGACUUCAAAAACCUCCGAUGAUUCGAGUUUCUUCUCCGAUUCGUCGAUUCUCGAAACCGCUUCCGUAAAUCACCUUCUUCCGUCCGCUUCCAGAAUGAUUCCGAGGUCGAACGGUGGCGGAAAUGCUCAGAUUGCUUCAAGAUCGGCUCCUCGAUCGAUUCCGCAGUGGUUCAAACCUAACGGAAGUAUAAACCCUAGGAAUUUCGCUUCGGAGCACGAUGAUUCUUGGAGCGAUGGUGUUGCCAGUGACGGCGACGAAGAAGAUGAGGAAGGAUUUGAUAACAGAAUUCCGCCGCAUGAAUUGAUUGCGAAGCGACGAGCUAGGGCUCAGAUUUCGUCGUUCUCCGUGUUUGAAGGAAUUGGAAGAACUUUGAAAGGGAGGGAUCUGAGUAAAGUAAGAAACGCCGUUCUUAACAAAACUGGUUUUCUCGAAUCGCAGUCAUGA
Cucurbita pepo subsp. pepo (vegetable marrow) is the source of this 561-nucleotide messenger RNA. RefSeq names its product protein S40-4-like. The record is from RefSeq and is a predicted model, not a curated record. NCBI's taxonomy places the organism in Eukaryota, Viridiplantae, Streptophyta, Magnoliopsida, Cucurbitales, Cucurbitaceae.